AUGGCUACUUCAAAAGCUUUUCCAUUGCUUCUCGUCUUGUUGCUACUCCUCCUCAACUUAACAUUCUCCUUUUGUCAUGCCGUUAAGCAAUGCCCUCCUCCUCCCACAAAAAAAUCAUCCACCAUGAAAUGUCCGAGAGACACACUCAAGUUUGGAGUGUGUGGGAGCUGGUUAGGUCUAGUUCAUGAGGUCAUCGGUACACCACCGAGCAAGGAGUGUUGCUCACUUGUCAAAGGUUUGGCUGAUUUUGAAGCUGCUGUUUGUCUUUGCACCACCCUUAAAACCACCCUACUUGGAGUAGUCGCUCCGGUCAAACUUCCUGUUGCUCUCUCUUUGCUUCUCAACUCUUGUGGCAAGACUCUUCCUCAGGGAUUCGUCUGUUGA
Messenger RNA from Eruca vesicaria subsp. sativa (arugula), 384 nucleotides. Lineage: Eukaryota; Viridiplantae; Streptophyta; Magnoliopsida; Brassicales; Brassicaceae. The record is from the annotation of a GenBank genome assembly.